CGUGCUCUAAGCGGUGGCUUCGCCCUAUGCGUAAUAAAUGAAUAGUUUAUUUGUUUGUCGAUAUUAAACUAAAGUUGGAUAAUAAAGUGCAAAAUGGAUGUGCCGAGUGUCAUUAGUGACCUAGGGCAUAUCCCGAAAGUGAUCCGCUGGCGAAAAAGGCGAGAUUAACCUAAUUUUGGCUAGCACCAUCGGAGACCUACGUGCAGCAUGGUGAACAGCACUGUCUUCGAUACGAACGCUUCGAUAGGGCAAGAGGAUCGAAACGCUGCGAAAAUAUGCACCCAACAAACUCAAAAUAACCCUUCGGUCGACGUUUCGGCCCGCUACACCGCCUCAUCACAAAAAACCCCACCACCUGACGGCCAGGUUCCCUUAAAUACUGAAAAUACUGUUACAGUAGAUAAUAUCGACGAUGAGGAUAAUACUUUAUGUUGCAGCGUUCCUUUGGACAAAGUCCAAGGCGUUCUGCCAACUGUUCAUCAUCCAAAAUUCGACGAACCUAAACCAACGCGCAAACUGCUUUGUCUGUACUGCGAACGUUCCUUCGCCAGCGCAAAUUUGCGUUCAAAACACGUCGAACGCGUUCAUUCCGUCAAAAAGAAUCGAAGGCUGAGUUCCAGGAAGCAACAGCUCAGCAUCACCCCGUGUAUUUACUGCGACAAAACCGACAGCAGCGAGAACACCUUGAAAGAACUCUUCCGACAUCUCGUCGACGAACAUUCCGACAAAUAUUUCGGAUGUAUAUCGUGCGAGGAACGAUUUUUGACGAGCGCUUUGCUUAGCGACCACCAUGCGGCUCUGCAUCCUACCGUGGAAAUACCGAGAACCGCCGUGAAAGUAGCUGGAACGGAAGAAGAUGAUGAAGAUAGUGUUAAAUUGACGCGCAGUCGCGUGAAGCCUAAACUGGAUGGGGAAAACCCCAAGAAGUUAACGGUUAGAAGCAAAAAUGCUAAGUUGAAGGAGUUGCGUAGCAAGAAAUUAACGGUGAAGAGCUCGAGGAUAGCGUUCAACAGGAGAGAAUCCAAAAGACUCCAAGCUUUAGCGAAGUUAACCGAUGCGCAGAAGAAGAAGAACCGGCAGAAACCUGAGAACCGUAAGCAUAACAAUUCAAACAAGCCUGAAUCUUUGAACGAUAAGGCUAACAAACCAACUUCCAUCUGUGUCAAUCCCUAUCCGGAGUUUGAUAAUUUUUACCGCGUCAAAAAGAUUACCGAUCAUUCCAUAGACAAUUUAAAAAUUAGUUCGUUAACUUUCGACGACGUGUUCGACAAGGCUUUCUUCAAUCGGAUCAAGUGCAAUAUCGAGGAGAAUCUGUUACAUCAUAUUGAUGGGAAACUGUUUAAAAACGAGGAAUCGGAGAGUCGUAUUUCGAAUUUCGAGAAAGUGUCGAGCGCGCAGACCGAAAUUCCGAACUCAGCGCAGGAUAAUUACGGUUGCGAGUUGUCGUUGAACGCCGUGACGCCGAUAGCGGCGCUGUCGUUGAAUUCGCAAUUCGGCGAAGAUUUCGAAUCUCAAAUCGAAUACGGUUCUAAACCAUCCAAGAAGAAGACUCAAACGAAAAAGGAUGAGGUGCAUUAUAAGUACUUUACCAGGCGCAAAUUUCAGGCCAGUAUUUUGGAACAUAAGGAAAAUCGUGAUCUCAGCAAACUUGACAUGUGGACUCAAUUGGUCAUUAAAAAACGUCAACAGAAGAUCAUCGACGACAAAAAAACAGCCAAAGAAAUCCAAGAGUAUUCCACGUGCGAUGAAUACAAGAACAAAGUGAAAAAGGAAGAACUUAAUAGGAUAUUGGACAGGAGGGGGCCCUUCGAGGAUUUACGUGAAGAGGCUAGCAAAAAGGCUGCGCUAGACAAACUAAACUCUGUAUCAGAGGACAGUAUUAGCCACGAAAGUUUCACCGAGGUCCGAGCGGUGCUGAACGAGAUAUUGAGCAGGGUAUUUGCCGUUACCGAAGAGCCCGAAGAAGUGGUCGAGCAAGCGACGAAUAUUCGGGCUUUGUCUAAACCAGAUCUCAGGGAAAUUCCCAGCUUUUUAAAUCUUCGUCGAUCUUCGUCUCUUCAUACCGACGAUGAAAUAGAUCAAUCGGAUAAAAUAACGUUGAUCUGUUCGUCUCAAGAUACUGAAAAUUUCGAACUUCCCACCAAUGCGGCAAGAGGCAAAAACGAACUCAUUGAAAUGUCAGGUGAAUGGGCCCGUUGCCGAUUGUACAUCUGCGCUGCUUGCGGCGCAAAACUUCCCAACAUGAAAUACCUUCUAGAACACAAGACCAUCUACCACCAGAACGUUUGGGUGCAACACUACGAGUUCGUGGGCAACCAGAGCGAGCUAUACCGUCAUUUGAGCAUACCGGCUCUAGGCAAAGUAGGUUUCGUCGAGGACAAUGCAGCUUGCAAAAUGUGGAGGCGCAGCGAAGCUCGGAUGUGCUCAAAGUGUAAAAAACAGUGUAACACUUUGGGCGAAUUGCAUAGACACAUUUUAGAGUGCGGUGGCGAUUGGACUUGGGUGUUGGUUAGGAAAAAGUGUAAAUACAGAUACGGUGCUAAGUCCAGAAGAAAACGGAGAGGCAUGGUCCUAAAAGUUCACCACACCAAGCGAAAGACUGAUUCAACUGAAAAGAAAAAAUAUACUUACAACGGUCCUAGACAACGACCUAGUGAUGCCGAAACCAUUCAAAGAAUGCUAGCUGAUUUGCCAGCCAAAAGAUCAACCCGGAAACUCAUCUCUCUGUAUGAUGGAGUUAGACGGAAACAAAAAUCGAAAGAACUAGAAAACGUCAAGCAGAAAAAAGUGAAAUGUGGCAAAGUUAUAUACGAUAGAAGCAGUAACAUUAAAGAAACUACAGAAAAAACUAUAAACACAGUUGUACCGCGUAAAAAAUCGCAACUAAAGAAUAAAUCUUCCAACGUCAGAGCUUUACGCAGCCUCGGUAGAGUACUAUCCAGCCGAAUACUCGACACCAGCACCAAACUGACAGUAAAAAGAAAGCUGAAAGUGUUAAACGAGAGGCGACGAACAAGACAGUCUAUUGUUGCGGAAAAAGACGAAGAUGCUAGUCAACCAUCUAAAGAUACAAGAAAAUUAAAAAUCGACGCUUCAAAAGAUGUAACGCCAAAAAGGACAUCGCCGAGAAGCACAAAGAUCGUGAGAACGUUGAAACUAUUCACUGGCAACGCGAACAUUAAGUCAUUCUUUCCUGUUAAAAAACGAAAAGUUAAAAAAGAAGUAAUCAACGAAGAAGAACCGAAAGAUGCUAAGACCAGGAGCAAAAAGAAGCCUAAUGAAACAGAAGAUACAAUUGAGCCUACAAUUGAAAAAGAUGGUAAACUGAGUACUCUUGUUAGAUCUCUAAGCAUGAACAAGAAGAAAAUCAUGAAAAAAGCAACUCAAGAUUCACCAGCUGAAGAUUCGGUCGAAUCUGUUAAAAAAACCGCUUCCAAUGAAGAGUUGGAGUUAACCAGGCGCAAGCGCAAAUUAAAACAGAGCUUCAGAAACGUCAUAAAUAGGGUGAAGAGACUGAAAAUUGACACGACACCAACCAAUCUUGAUGCAGUACAAACUCCCGUCAAAGAAAAACCCCAAACAGCAGCGACCAGUCAUUUUUUAGACGAAAGAACACAAGAAAAAGAACUUCCCGCGAAAAUAGUAAUCCCAUCCAACAUAGAAGCAAAAGAAAACAUAGCUGACAUAUCAGAAACUGCCCGUACUGUGAUAGCGUUUAAUGACAGUAACGAAGACUCUCCAGUUCCAGAGAAUAUUUUCAAAUUGGACGCCAAUGAAGAGAAAAACUUGCAAGCCAAAGGCGAACCCAAUUUCGAUACUACAACUGAAAUAAUUAAAACAGAAGAUGAUAAAGAUGCUGAACAAUAUUUCAGCGAAGGAAAAUUGGAACCAAUCUCUAUAGAAACUUGUUUUAAAGCUAAAUCAGUUCCAAUGAUCUCGCCUAACGUGAAGGGUAAAAUUCGCAAACCUGCCAGAGGUUUGAACGAUUGCAUAGCCAUGCUGACGUCGAAAUUGCAGCAGAAAACCGAACCGUUACCGAAACCCAGUAGUUCAAAUGUACUGGGGUCGACUCAACAACCAAAAAUAGUCACUGAUCCAAGUCCACAAACAGCCGAAUGCAUUCUAAAGAUACCCACUUUUAAAACCCAAAACGAAACAGUGGAAGACGUCGCUUUGGAUUUAAGUACUAAGUCCAGAAAUAAAGAACCUGAAGAAUUAGUACCGUCGAUGAAACAUACAGUGUUCGAUAAGGAAUCGCUUUGGGACUUCACUCGUUUAACUUCGGUAGAAAAAAUUAUAGAAAACGUUGUUAGUAACAAGUUCCAAGAACCGCAGAAGUUCCUACCACCAAAUUUGAACUCCAUAGACAAAACCAUACAGAAGGUCAUUGACGGACAUUUGAAACAACAAACGACAUCGCGGAUUCGAACAACCGUUGAUGAUAUCAUCGAUUACGUUAGUAAUUUGGAAUCUCCAAUCGGAAAUAAUAGUUCAAGCACACCCGUAAAGGCUCUUGUGGAAGAUUUGAAGUUGCCGCUGCUUCUGAAGACCAAAGAAAGAGGCAGAAAGAUCGGAUCCGUCAGGAAAAUUAAUAAAAUCGAAGAGACUGCGAAAGGAACUAACGAAAUAGUUGAUGCUAUUUCGGAAAAAGAAGAAUUCAUGCCAGAAAAGGCAAUUAAAUCUGAUGACGAACCAAUAGAAACUCGAAUAAGUUCGACCAAAGAGAAAGUAAUGAAAGUAGCGAGAAAAAUCGGUCAGCUCAGAAAAUCUAAGAAGAAAAUUGAAGUAGAACAACCCAAAACGGUUUUAACAGAAACCCAUAUAGAUCAAGUAUUAGACAUAAAAGAAAUCGAGAAUAAAGUGCCAAUUAAUGAAGAAAAAUCUGAUAAGAUUCCCUUAAACAUUGAGGACGAACCUAAUGUUAUGGAAAAUAAGACUGUUAUUUCCCUGCCAAUUCUAGUCAAACCUGUCGAACUGAACCUCUUCAUUACAAAAGAAGAAAUUGUAAAUAAAGAACCGCCAAAGGUUGAAAAUAAAUCAAAUCAGAACCUUAGAAACUUUAGAAAACAGAAUAAAGGUUCAAAAAUUGAAACUGUUGAAGAAAAGAACGAAAAAUCAGAUAAUUCAAAUAGUUUCGUUGAAGAAACUCGAAUGGAAACAAAAGAUAUCGAUGAUGUUAAUGUAAAUAAUUUAGUUCCUAAAAACUUAACGAUUAAAGCAAAGAAAAAAGCUCGAAAGAUGAAAAAGAAAGUCACUAAUAAGUCUAAAAUGCCACAUCAAGAAAAACCAUCAAUAACGGAACAAGUUAUUGACGAAACAAACAAAGAACUUCAUCAAUCGAAUAACGAAGAAACUGACCAAGCCACAUUGGACGUCAUUUCAGUGGAUACAAACCCAAGUUUGAUUAUUUCGUUCAAGACUAAGCGAAAGAAGAAGGCAACAAAGAAAUUGAGAUUUACGAAAAAGAAGACGAGAAAAUCCGGCAAUAACGUCAAUUAUGACGGAAUUGAAGUUGAAACUAACAUUGAAGCCAAAAACGAUUCAUUGUCUGACGAUACCCUACCAUUGGAAGGACAAAUUACAGAUGAAGCUGUUCAAAUACCAUCAGAAGACGCAACAGUAGUAGCAGUUGAAGAUAAAUCAAAUGAAGACAAUUUUGAAACAGUAGAACCGAAGGAAAAUAAUAGGAGUCCUAAAAAAUCUCCUCAACCAAUCAAAACUAAAUCGAUCAGUAAUAUUAUAAAACCAGCUGUACUCUCAAUAACCAGUAUACUAAAAAGGGAUUUUCCAAAGGAAGAAACCAAAGCUGUAGACAUCGAGUCAAUUAUUCCAACGUACGAGUUAAAUUCAACUUCACAGACUGCAUCAAACGAACCUGAUACGAAAUUUAAAAGACCGAUAGGCAUUAAACCCAAAAAGAAAGGCUCUAAAGCAAAAAGAUUCACAAUGCUCAAAAAGAGAACAUUCAAAUUUCUUCCUUUGACUGGAAUCGGUGGUGAAACUGAAUCCAAUACAACUAUUUCAGAAAUUAUCCCUAUGGAAAAACAACCAGUUGAAGAUUUGACAGUGACAGUGAUUGCUACAGAUGUUACUGAUAAAAUUACAAUGAUUCCUGUUGAGAAUCAGGAAAGAACUGAUGGUGUAGAGAAAGAAAUUGUUGCAGACGAUACAGCUAAAGAAAAUAUCCAACAAACUGAUGCUAGCAAAUCAUCAAAUAUACCAGAAAUAAAAAAUGUCGUAAAAGUGAAUAAUGUAAGACCAAAGAAGGUUGCAAAGAAGUUGAAAAGGGGUCGACCUCCUAAAUCGAAUAAAAUUACUAACAACAAAAUAAUUAUAAACAAAGAAGAAACAGUAAACGUAAAUUUAGAAAGUACAGUCGAAGAAAGCAAUGAAGAAACUACGAAUUUAUCGAAAAUUGAAUUUCCUAGUUCUAGUAAAGCUUUAUCGACAGAUUCCGAAUCAAAAGUUGAUCAUUUGAAUGAAGAAAGAACCGAAGAAAAGCGAAAAAUGCCGAUUAGAAAAUCCAAAUUAAAAAAACUGUCAUGCGAAGAAAAUAAUUCUAUAAAAGACAAUUUAGAAGCCAGAAAUGAUAAUGUACCAGAAACGAUAUCUGAUAAAGCAUUAACGACAUCAAGUUUGGAUAGUUUAACUAUGAAUACGGCAAUAGAUAUCCAAAACAAUCAUUCGAGCAGAACAACAAGGUCUUUGGAAGACUUGAAUGCAUUAAAUGAUCAAGAUAAGCCUUUCGCCGAUUUUACACAAACCUCUUGUUUUAAAGCAGAACAACAAGUAAAGCGUACCCGAACUACUAGAUCUUUAGAAAAUUUAACCAAAAUAGUAGAAGAAGAAAUCGAAGGUGUACAUUUUACUAGACCGAAAAGUCGAUUGAAAAAAACUAAAAAACCAUCCGAGAAUGUCAAAGAAACCCUGAAAGAUUCAGAAAAAGCGGUGAUGACAGCCAAAACUCGAAAUAAAAAAUUAUCGAAAUCUUCAAAGUAUACAAAUUUGUUUGAAGAACAAAAUGAUGCUAAAAGCAUCCAUGACAUCGCUACAGUAGAUACGCCUUUGGCAAAAGAUCUGAUCUGUAUAGAGUCUGCAGAAAUUGCUGAUACAUUGGAAUUAAAUGAAGAUUGCAUUCCGGAAUCGAUAGAUAAUUCAGUUUCUGACGAUAUAACCAAAAUUCCUACAAGAAGAAGAGGUAGAAUGUCAGCAAUCGAGAAUUUAAACAACUCUAAUGAAGAACUACCUUUCUGUAGUGCUGAAGAAGUUUCAAAUUCGACAGAAAUAUCUGAAGAAUUGAGCGGAAGGCCAAAACGAUCAAAAUCAUUAAAAAAAUCGUUAAAAAUUGAAACUACAGUAGAAGAAAUUAAAGAUAGACCAAAAUCUGCAGUAUCUCUAGGUCUAACUGAAGAAUCCAAAUCGAAAUUUAAAAGAAAAACAAAACCCGCUAAAAAACUCACGAAAUCUGCUUCUCUUGAAAAUUUGAACACUUGUAGUUCAAAAGACACAUCAAAAAUUAUUAAUACUCCACCUCUAGAAGACAGUUUAGAAUAUAAAAUCAAAGAAGCCAUAAGAAAAUCGAAUUCUUUACAAAACUCUGAUGUUACAUCAAACGUUUCAAUUUCAAUAGACUGCCAAUUAGAACCAGCAGCGGAUCAAUCUCUAGAAAUUUCAAAAACUGAAGACGUUGCAGACCAAAAAUUAACUACUAAAAGAAAAUUAAGAGCUACGAAAGUAAAUAUAGUCGAUAAACUAGAUGAAGAAAGCAUAUUUGAAGACGAAAUUAGGGACAUGCCAAAAAGAAGUCUUAAAAAGAAAUUAACCAAAAAACAAAUUGUUCAAGAGAGUAUUUUGACUAACCAAGAGCAAGAAGAAGAUAGCGUAUUCGAAGAUGAAUUAAGACAAGUAGCUAAAAGCACAGAGCAAUGUGUUAAAAAGAAGAUUGGACAAGAAGAGGGAGAAAUACAGAAAGAAAGUGUAUUUGAAGAUGAAAUUAGACACAUAUUGAAGAAAUCUGAUAAAAAGAAAUCUUCUAAAAGCCAAAUUAUGCAAGAAGAAGUAAAAAACAUAAAAGACACUCUUGUCGAUGAAGAAAACAAUUUUGAAGAUGAAAUUAGUCACGUAUUGAAGAAAUCUUAUAAAAAGAAAUCAUCUAAAAGCCAAAUAAUGCAAGAACAAGUAAAAAGUGUAGAAGAAGACACUCUUGUCGAUGAAGAUAACAAAUUUGAAGAUGAAAUUAGUCACGUAUUGAAGAAUUCUGAUAAAAAGAAAUCAUAUAAAAGCCAAAUUAUCCAAGAAGAAAUAAAAAGCGUAGAAGACACUCUUGUCGAUGAAGAUAACAAAUUUGAAGAAGAAAUUAGUAAAGUAUUGAAGAAAUCUGAUAAAAAGAAAUCAUCUAAAAGCCAAAUUAUGCAAGAAGAAGUAAAAAGUGUAGAAGAAGACAGUCUCGUCCAGGAAGAUGAAAUUAGACAUGUAUUGAAGACAUCUGAUAAAAAUAAAUUAUCUAAUAGCAAAAGUAUUCAAGAAGUGAAAAGCGUAGUAGAUGCUCCUGUCGAAGAAGAUAACAAAUUUGAAGAUGAAAUCAUUGAAGUACCAAGAAUAUCUGGAGGAAGCACCAGAAACAAAACCAAUAAAGAAGAUAACCUUGUUACAGAGACAGAAGAACCAGCAGAGCAAGAAGAAGGGAACUUAUUUAAAGAUGAAACUAGACACGUAAAGAAAUGCUCUAAAAAGAAACCGCUUGAAGAUCAGUUUCCAAAAAAAGAUACUGCAAGAAACGAAGAAUCAAUAGAAGUUCAAUUGGACGAAGAAAGCGCAUUUGAAAAUGAACUUAGACACGUACAGAAAAGAAACAACAAAAAGAAGACAACUAAAAAUGAUGUUGAAGUUCAAGAUGAAUUUUCCAGCCCAAUUAAAUACGAUAAUGGUGGUUUAGGUUUACGAAAAACUAGAUCUUCAACUAAUCUGAUAUCAUCUAAUGAAUCUUUAAUGAAAUUGAAUGAUUCCCUUGAUGCAGAAGUCAGUAAAAUAAUGGAAUUCUCAGAAUUUAUAACACCAGAUCAAAAAAUCUCUAAUACGUCAACCUUUAUGAAUUCAAGCCAAUCGGAAGGUUCACCAUAUAAGUUCAAAAGAGCCAGUAGAAGAUCGAAAAAUAUGAUCGGAAACUCGAUUUUAUUUCGAUCUGAGGAGUCUUUAAGCAUGACCAAUUCCGAAAAUGUUACUCCAGCUGACAUGUCACCUAUUACGAAUCUAAGCGAAUCGGAAGGCUCUCCUCAGAAAUACCAAAGAGUCAGCAGGAACUUAAAAAGCUUAACUUCUUAUCAUUCUGAGGAAUCGUUGAUGGCUACAUCUAUGGAUAUGUCAAAUGAAUCGGAAACUUUACCUCCAAAAGCCAAAAGAACCGGAAGGAAUUCUAAAAGCUCGGUUUUGUCCUAUUCUGAGGAAUCUAUAAUUAAAUCUGGAAAUUCUGAUAUAGUUGUUUCAGAUAGUUCACCUCAGAAAACUAAGAGGACAAACAAGAAGUCGAAAAAACCUGCAGCAACUUCAGUUUCCUCUCGUACUGAAGAAUCUUUGAAUAAUUCAGAAAACGCUAAUCCUGCUGAGCCAGCAGACGAUUUUUUGAGUCAAAAAGCGGCAAGACCUUUAAGAAGGUCUACAAAAAAUUUAGCGAUUCAAAAAGAAGAUAAUAGCAAAGAAGAAAAGAUGUUAAAUCCUUGCGACAUUGAUGUACCAAGUCAAAAUAGUGUUUAUGCAGAAGAAAUAACUACUGUUGAAGAGAAUAUCAGAUGUGAAGAAAUAUUUUCAGCUAAUGACAGUAAAAAUGAUCAAAUCAAAGAUGGCGAAGAAAAUACGUCAUCAGAAGGAUCUGAUGUUAAAUUGUUAGAAGAAAAAAUAAGGAAUGCUAUUAGACAAAGCUUAAUAUCAAUGUCAGAUACUGAAGAAAGAGAUAUUAUUCCAAGCGAAUCUUCUUUGAAACAAAAUGAAGAUAAAGAAGAUUUAAGUCAACAACCGAUUGAUGUUAUUGAUGAUUCUGAGCUAAAAGAAGAUAGCAUUGACCAACAGACUAUCAAAAAACCUAAAAGAAAUAGAAAAACUAAUUUGAGUAAUAAAAAAGUGGUUGAAAUUGCUGAUGUAUCAAAAAUCAACCAUGCAUCUACGGAAAUUGAAAUGUCUACUAGCAGAUCUUUAAGAAGGAAAUCUGCUAUAAACUACGCAGAAAUUGAAGAAUCAAAAGAAGUAACUGAUGAUCUUAUUACUUCAGAUGACAAGGAUGAUGUAAAACCAUCAAAUACUGAAGAAACUGAAGAAAUAAACAAUACUGCUAUACUUGAUGAUACUGGGAAUGAAACGAUUAAUGAAUCCAUAGAUGAAACGAUAGUUGAUGAAAAAAUAGAAGAAAUUGAUCUAAAAAACAAAGAAGAUACCUACGUUUUGAAAGAAAAUCUAACCAAAAAUACUUUGCUCGAAACGAAUACACCUGUAAACAAAAAACGAGCCAAAUUAAGACCUAGAAAAGGCAAAAAACGAUUGAUUAGAAACCGAAAAACAGAUAUACCAAUACCGGAAGUUGCUAGUAUCGAACUUCCGACUGUCAUAUCAGAAAAUGUUCUUACAGCGACCAACAUCGAAACCGAGAUGCCUGAAGAAAUAACCGCCGAAAAGGAACCACCAAUUAAAAUUAUAAUCAACAAACAUAUAGCCAGAAGAAAAUCUAAGAGCAUCAAAAAAGUGGGUCUCAAAGGACAUAACGAUUUAUACGAAGAUUUUGCUCUGGUGAUCAAAAAGAAACGAAGAGCUCCUUUUAUUACUUUUUCACCACCAGAUACUUUUUCUAAAGAAGAUACUUAUCCAAUGGAGGUCAACAAUAUUCCGAAACCAUUGCCGGAACUAGAGAAAGAUUUGGACGAAUCUGUAGAAGAGAUGGACAUGGAAUUAGAUGAAAUUCCUAUAAAAACGAACAUAAUUGAAACUCCUAAGUUGGAUUUGCCGCUAAUAAUACCGAUUAAUGUGGAAAAUGAAUCGAACGAUAAGGAAAUUGUUACACCCAAAGCAGUAGUAAAAAGAAAAAAAGGCAAAUCUAGAGUUAAUAGAAAGAAAUCUAUUGCAGCAACGAAAGUAGUAGAAGAUUUAGGACAACCCGAAGAAAUACCUAUUUUGAAAUUGAAUUUAAAAUCCAAUGACAACUACUUUUCAGAAAUCAUUAACGGCAAUACACCGAUUGUAUCCAAUAACCAAAUAACUAACUUCAUGUUGGAUAAAGACGACUUUUCUAGUGACGAUUUCGAGAUCGACAACUCAUUCGAAGAUUCCAUAAUUUCCUUGGAAAAUAACACGCCAAAACAACCUUCAGUUGAUGCAGAAACGUUGUUCAAUAAGCUCAUUGAAAAUACGGAAUUCGUGAAACCGUUAAUACUAAAGAAAACGAAGAUAUUCAGGAAAAAAAGUGGGAAGAAAUCGAAAAAUCAUUUUGAAACGACUGAAGAUGAUACCUCCGAAUCUGAACUAGAAAUCGAUGAUGCUCUAAUUAAAACACCUCAAGAUGAUUUAACAGACAAUUUGAGUGCUGCAGAUGCUUCAUUCGAAGUCGUAGAAGAAGAAGAUUUUUUAAAACCGCUGAUCAAAUCGACCAAGAAGAGCAAGAGAAAAGGCGAUAAGAGGAAACCCAAAUCUAAAAAUGAAAAUUUGGAAGACCUAAAUAAAAAUUCGGACAUUAUAGAAGCACUCAGUAAAGAAAUAUCGCAAAUUGAAGAAAAACUAUCGGCAAACUUUGAAGAAGAAUCAACCUUUUACAGUAAAAAAUCGUGGUACUCAAAAACCGAUGAAUUAGCAAAAGACGAUAUUGAUAAACUGUACGCUUUCUCAGAGACAGAAGAUUUGGAAUUAGAAAAGCCGAUAGAAUUGCCUAAGAGGUUACCUAGAAAAAACGAUAACUUAGAGAAGCAAAACGAUUUUAAAGAAAAAUCAGUACUUAAUAAAAAGCAACCCAGAAGAAAAUCUAAGAUUAGUACGACAGAAACCGUUGAUUUAAAUUUUAGCGGUGUCUUCAGUGAAGAUAGAACGUCAGAAACAAAACCUUCUGAAGAGUUAUCUGAACACGAAAUAAAUAACACUUCAAAUAUUCUCACGGAAUUCGAUGGGCGUAAAAGUUUAAGAAACGCCAAAAUAAAAGCCUUAGAAAACAUACACGAUGAAGCCUUGGCAGAAUUAACAGAUGGGAUGUGUCAAGAUAAAAAAUCUGCUAAAGAAAUUAAAAUUAUUAACGAUAUUGACAUAAAAUGCAACAAAAAGGGCAAGAAAUUGGAAAAGAACAUUAAUAAUUUCGAAUUCUCUGCAAACUUAUUUACAAAUAGCGAAAUAACAGAUCCUGAAACAAUUAAAGAUUCUGCGAAUGAUCAGAAAGUCGCUACUUUGGAUGUUGGCGUCAAAAAGCUGAACAAGAAACAAAAGAAAAUCGAAAAACCUCUACAAAUCACCGAAAUGUUCAAUUUCUCAAAAGAAGUGUUUAAUAGAGGUGAAUUAAUAGAUCCUGAGACAAUUAAAGAUCCUGCUAAGGAUCAGAAAGAUACAUCUACGAAUAGCAGCGUGAAAAAGCCAAACAAAAAGCAAAAGAAGAAUGAAAAACUUCUACAAGUUACCGAGACCUUCAAUUUCCAUAAAGAAGUGUUCGAUGAUGACCUAACACAUCCUGAGAUAAUUCAAGAUCCUGUUGAGGAUCAGAAAGACGCCAUAAUGAAUAGCAGCGUGAAAAAACCGAACAAGAAGCAAAAGAAGGCCGAGAUACUUCUGCAAGUUACAGAAACAUUAAACUUUCCGAAAGAAGUGUUUGAUAAUAACAAACUAACAGACUUGGAGAUAGUUAAAGAUCCUGCUAACGAUCAGAAAGAUGCCAUAACGAAUACCGGCCUGAAAAAUCCAAACAAAGGGCUAAAGAAGAAUGAAAAGUUUCUACAAUUGUCUGAAACGUCCAAUUUCCUCAAAGAAGUGUUUGAUGACGAACUAAUAGAUCCUGAUACAAUCAAAGACCCUACCAAGGAUCAAAAAGACACCACAAUGAAUACCAAUGUGAAAAAAACAAACAAGAAGCAAAAGAAAAACGAAAAACUUCUACAACUCACCGACACCUUCAAUUUUCCAGAAGAAUUGUUAAAUAACGAACUGGCAGAUCCUGAGGAGACAAUUAAAGAUCCUACCAAGGAUCAGAACGACGUAUUUAUAAACAGCAGCGUCAAAAAAACGAACAAGAAGCAAAAGAAAAACGAAAGCCUACAACUUAAAGAAACGUUAAAUUUCUCUAAAGAAGUAUUUGAUAAUAAUGAAUUAACAGAUUCUGUUAAUGUUCAGGAGGAUGUCUCCUUGAAUAACAGCGAGAAAAAACCGGACAAGAAGCAAAACAAGAAUGAAAAACUUCUAGAAGUUACUGACACAUUCAAUUUCCCCAAAGAAAUGUUCGAUAAUAGAGAAUUAUUAGAUCUUGAGACAAUUCAAGAUUUUGCCAAGGAUCAGAAAGACGCCACCAUAAAUAGCAGUGUAAACAAAUCAAAUAAGAAGCAAAAGAAGACCGACAAACUUCUACAGAUCACCGAAACGUUUAAGCUCCCCAAAGAAGUGUUAAAUAACGAACUAAUUGAUCCUGAGACAACUACAGAUCCUACUAAAGAUUCCACAAUGAAUAGCAACGUGAAAAAGCCCAACAAGAAGCAAAAGAAGGCUGAAAAACUUCUACAACUCACCGAAACUUUAAAUUUUUCCAAAGAAGCGUUCGAUAUUAACCAACUGACAAAUCCUGAGACAAUUAAAGAUCCUACUACGGAUCAGGAAGAUGCCAUAACGAAUAGCAACGUGAAAAAGCUGAAUAAGAAGCAGAACAAGAAUGAAAAACUUCUACAAGUCACGGAAACGUUCAAUUUCCCAAAAGAAGUGCCUGAUAAAGAAAUAACAGAUCCUGAGAUAACUAAAGAUCCUGCAAACGAUCAGAAAGAUAGCAGCGUGAAAAAAACGAACAAGAAGCAGAAGAAGUCCGAAAAACUUCUUCAACUCACAGAAAAAUUUAAUUUCCCCAAAGAAGUGUUCAAUAACGAAGCUCCGUUGCUAGAAGAUUUAGUAGCUGAGUUAGACGGUUUAGAAGAAUUAGAAAACAGUAUAGAAAGAGAACUAAACGCCGAAAUAACCAAAGAAAAUAAAGAAACAAAGAAUGAAUGUUCCAAAGAACAGUUGGAUAACUCGAUGACGAACGAAGAGAAUCAGGAGCUGAGAAGAAGUAGGAGAGGUUCACGAAAAGUUGCUUCUUACAACGAAAAUGAUUUGAUCGAUCCACUUAUUGAUGCUUUAGAAAGUAAAAGAAACAAAAAGAAGGAGGAUAAAGCGAAAAAAGAAGCUGAAAAAAAGUUAAAUAGUGAACAAUUAUUCGAUUUACUCAAAGCGUCUUCAGUCGAUAACCUAUUUGUUCCCAAGCAGCAAAAUUCCUUCUUGAACAGCUUAGAAGAUUCUUCCAGAGAAGUUACCGAUGAUAAUUUCGAUAAUGUAUUCGAAAAUAUGCUGGAAAAAAGCGCUCUCUUAGCCCAGAAUAAAGGCGAUGUUGAUAAAAUAUACGAGUUUACUGAUAACGUAGAAUCGUUAAAUGAAGACGAACCCAAAGUUAAAAUAGCGAAGAAGUCAAAAAAAAUUGAAGAUAUAGAACAAAUUUCCAUCAGCCAAGAUUCUACUUCGAAAAGUGACAAUUUCUGCGAAAUUUGCAAUAAAUCUUUCGUCAAAUUGGAGAAUUUAAUCAAACAUAGACGCACAUUGACUCAUAUUCAAAAACUCUCCGAAUUAGAAGCUAAAGAAGCUGAAAAAUCGAAAAUCAUCAGCCAACAUGAAGAUGAAAACAGCAGGGAAUCGGUGAUUGAACCACCAUAUUUACCUGGCGAUCUGAAAAUCGAUAUCCUGACAAACAAGGACGACAUUCAAUCGCCUUUUAACACUAACCACUCCCUCAAAUUGGCCGACAUCAUCAGCGACGUCUUAAAUAAACCAGUUCUGCCUUGUAUCGACGAAGAACCAAACACAUUUUCAGACAUAAUUCUACAAAAUGAUACCAAGCGAUACAAAAGCCUAGGCGAACGCAAAAGUUUUGAUUCCGAAAGUCUAUUGACCUCCGAAACGCAUAUGACCGAACCUACAAAGACUAUAUUGGAGAAACAGAUUAGUUUGCUGGAAAACAUCAUCGAGAAUCAAACUGCAAACAAUUAUAUCGACGAUAUAUCUUCAUCUUCCGAAAAAACUGAUAUACCAACUGAACCAGGUUCGCCUAUCACUUCUACACCUAUAACAGUCAACAGUUUCGCCAAGCCGAUCCAAUAUGAGGAAAUAUCCGAAGAUAGCGCCAAUAACCGCAACUACGAUGACCAGAAGCUGAGAAAAACUUUAAACAGGGACGAAGAACUGUUCUUAGAAUGCUGCAGCUUGCUGAAAAGUAGUUCAGAGGUUUCUAGUAGCUAUUCGAGUAAAAAACCAAAUGAAAAAAAAAUUAGAACUUUGAAUUUGAAAUCUAUUGAUGCUCCUAAAUGGUUAACCAAGUCUGAUAUCUUGGAAAAAAUCGAUUCCAAUGCUAUCAAUGACUAUUCCGAUAAUUCAAGGAUUCCUACGCCGUUGGGGAACAGCUAUGAUGAUAACGGUUCUAAUUCUAAUACGAUUUCGUCCAGUUGGGGUAUGGAUAGGUCUGUUGAUGAGAAACAUGAAGAAGUUGAAGGUGCAUCGACCAGUUUCAGUUUUGAACGCGUUGCUGUUAAGAAGAACGAAGAUCAUGAUAGCGGUGCUAGAUUUGUUGAGAUUUUACCAAAUAACAUUAGAACUGAAUUUCUCAUUAAUGAAAAACCCACUUCGCAUAGAAGCAGCACAGACGAAAUUAGCGACGGUUUAGACAACAAAAAAAUCAUGACCAAAGGCGCUAGAAAAGUAUUUGAAGGCCUCAAAGUUUCCAUACCAACUGAAGAGCUAAAUAUGGAAGAAGUGUUGAAUAGCAGCCCUAAACAGAAGAAACCAGACUUGGUACCAGAAAAAAAUAAUGAAGAAGAGAAAUUAUGUUCACCGACAUCUAAAAGGAAGUCUAAGCCCGUGAAGAAAGAAGUUGGUAGUAACUUGUUGUUCAAAGUGAGCAAAAAGAAACUUCCUUCUCCCAGCGUACCAAAAGAUCAACAAGAUGAUAAAGGUUAUGACGUGUACGAUUUUGAAGAAACUCAAGACAAUACUGAUGUAUUUACUAAACCGAAUUAUCGAGCUUUUAGAAGCCAAGCAGUUGGAGAAAACGAAAGUGAAACUGAAAGCUUAGAUAAUACAGAACCAGAACCUGUAAUUGUUGUAACGUCUGCAACCAAAAAAUCGAAAGCUCAAGAGAAUAUUACAAAGAAGAAGUGCAUGAUAAUGGGUAGGAUCUUUAAGAACGCAGCUAAAUCUAAAAUCGACGAUAUUGAUGAAGAAAUUAGAACUAUUCCUGUAAUAGAUAAUGAAGAAUUAGUCGAAAACUAUGUAGCUGAAUGUACGAAAGUCAUCAAAGAAUCUACAGUCAAAGAAGUGAUUAAUUGUGAACCAGAAGAAAUUAAACAAACCACGAAACCAUCUAAAUCCGACACCAAGAAACCAGAGAUCAAAAAGAAAGUGAAACAAAGAGGAAAGAAACGAGUAAGAACCAAUUCCGAUUCAACAGAUGACGAAUUCAGUAUAUGCAAAACGAAUAAAAGAAAAACGAAUAGAAAGAACGCUAAAGAAGAAGAUAACUGCAUCAAUUUAGAACAGGAAUUGAAAGAAUGCAUUGGAGUUGCAAGCAGGAAAAGCCAAAGGAAAUGCACGUCAGGAAAACAGAACGUUUUGGUGGAAUAUUGGAGUUCUGAUGAUUCUCAAUUCGAAGCAUUACUGGAAAAUAGGAUAGUUACUGUCAAACAAGUAGAAACUGUAAUACCAGAACCGGAGGUUGUACCUGCUGUAAUGCAACCACCUCCAGAAGUAAAGAAACCAGUUCAAAAGAAGAGUAAAAAGAGCAAAUCGCUGGAUCACUCUGUGGAUAAUAACAGCGUUAACAGAAGAAAGAGAGCAGCUGUUAAUCCCUUAUAUCACUGGUCAAGUUCUAGUGAAGAUGAAUCCAACGAUCUAAUAGAAGUAAAACCUUUGAGAGAAGGUCUGGACGAGGAUGAAGACAGGCCAGUGCAGCACGGAUGGAUAGUAGGGGACUCUCCUAAAAAAUUAGUGACAAUGCUGGCGCAAGCCAAAGGGAAAAAGGCUGAUAUAGACAGCGUGAAAGAGCAGGGAAAAAAACGGACUAACACCGUUAGUUGACGGUAGAUGUGAACGCAAAUUUUUUGUGCAUAGACACACUUUAUAUAUUUCAGGUUUUAGUGCACAGUAUAUACUUCGGACGCCAGGAAUUUUGUUGGUUUGUUAGUUGAUUACUUAGGGUGGAAUUGUAUCUACUUCAGUCUUAAACUAAGUUUAAACCUGGUUGAUACAAUUCGCCUUGGGUAGGAGUGUAAAAUUUUAAAUGCGUUUUGUAUAGAUUUUUUCAGGAUCUAGGACAGUAAGCAGGUGAAAAAUUAACAUUUUUUAUACUUAUUGGUAAGUUAAAGUACUAAAUGAAUCAGUAACUAGUCAAUUUUAUAACUCGAUAAAGGGUUGGCAACAUUGUUAAAAUAGCAAAAAACUAAAUUAAUGGAUUACUGCAAAUUUGAUAUAAUUUUCAUUUCAAUAUUUAAGAUCUGCGAUCACUUAUGACUAAGGGAAAUUAAUAAUUGCUAUUAAUAUUAUUUGGUCCCAAAAUAUUAACAUGCUUCUAAAAUCGCAAUAUAAUCGCUAAUAUCGCCUUAAUGGCAUGUGAAAAUUUUGCAAUUCUUUACGAUCAGCCAAAACUAGGAUUUGAGACUAAUUCAUAAUUAAAUUAUCUUUUUUUUUAGGUUAAUUCGUUUUUUUAAUGUCGCCAUAUUGUUUUUGUUGAUCGAUCAAAGAUCCACUCUAUUAUUAUUACUGUACUUGUAUAUAAAAUUUCAAAAUUAUAAAUUUCUGCAUUGAAACUAUUUUUAAACGUUAAAUAUGAACGUUAUAUGUAUUUUAGACACGGGUAAAGUAUUUUUUCUAAUUUUGACAUAAAAGUAAUAGCAGCAAGUGUCAAAAUUAUAUACUUUAUGUAACCAGUUACAUCAAGUUGUAGUGGCUUGCGAAAGAAGCUCAUUAUGUCGCUAGUUGCGAAAAGAAAACAACAAGAUUUAGCAAAACAAAAAACACCCGACAAGUGGUUGAGAAAAAUUAUAUAAUUUUCUAAAUGUAUGUAUAUGAAAGUAUGCGGUAAGAUAUCAGGGCCGGAUUGGUUAAAAAUAGUUUGCACAUUUAUUUUCUUCAUGAAUUAAUUAAUGAAAAAAAUUGAUAGUUCUAAAAUCAAACAUCACGCAAAUAAAUUUAUGAAUUUCUUCCAAAAUCUUACCUUAAAGUACCAAUCUAAAAAACAAACCUAAAUACUAAAAGACUGUCUAAGGAAUUAUAUUAAAUAAUGUUGUUUUGUUCCUACAAGCACUAGAAUCAUUGUGUACGGUCAGGGUUCCAUUUUGUUUUAUUUAUCUUGAAGAAGUUUGGCUGUACACCUAUCAAUUUCUUCAUGAAGAAAUUGUCAUAUAUGUAAAACACUUAUAAAAUAAUUUUUAUCAUGAAUGUAGUUAUCAAAAUGGUGACCACCGCUCGCGUUUGAUUUUACGCUCUUUAAUGAUUUCCAAAAUCACCGGCUGCCAUCUUUAUUUCUGGCGCCUGAAGUGAUAAUUUUUAAUGUAAAUUAAUGUGCUAGGGCUGAAGUGAAUUGUACAGUUUCCUUAUAGUAUUAAGACUUAUGAUGAAACCUUUUUUGAAUUAUAAUUAAGGGGCAGCUUAAAAAAAAUGUGUACCUCUAAAUGUCCUAUGUUUAAAUGUCGUAACGAGUUGGAACUAAAAAAAAAAUGUUUUUUUUUAUACUAAAUUGUGUAAUCAUUUUUUAGGUUGGAUCUUUUUUGUGGGGAAAUGGGUUUUACUUCUCUCCAUUAACAUUUAAUUUUUUUUGGCAUGUUUGAUGUAAGCGACAUUUAGCUAAAUGAUUAUUUUUUGUAUUUUUUGUGUUCAGUUGAUGCCAGAGAGAUUAUCUGUUAAUAUUUAGAAGGGACAAUAUGACUUUGCUUAGUAAUUACACAUUGUCUUAACCAGAGUUUUUAUUUUAGUUUUUUUCCUUCUUUUGAGAUAUACUUUUUUUUGUUAAUUUUGAUAUCUAUACGUAUAUAUUGUUUUUAAAAUAUUGUUAAUUGGGUAAUAGCUGCCGAUAUUGCCAUUUUUAUAUAAAGAGAUCGAAAAGCAAAAGUGUAUAAAUAAAUUU
Molecule: messenger RNA, 19351 nt
Organism: Psylliodes chrysocephalus
Lineage: Eukaryota; Metazoa; Arthropoda; Insecta; Coleoptera; Chrysomelidae
Source: the annotation of a GenBank genome assembly